ACGCAUACGCAAGCGCAUUGCUUUUCGGCACUCUCUAACACCUGAAAAAGGAGACGCUAAACUAAAACAGGACACAAGGGGGCGUGAUCUAGCUAGGCUUUUUCCUGUCGUGCCCGGAAGUGUAUCGUGCCCGGUGUUUUGCUGGCCAAUUUACAACAGGGAAGAGGGUGAGGCGUUCAAAGAACCGAGAAGAUCGUUGCUGCUGAAAUCUUGGAUGAUAUCGGGGCUGACUGCAGCGGGAGGUCAAAAUGGGAUUCAUCUUUUCCAAGUCAAUUAAUGAAAAUAUAAAGAGUCAACAGGAAUUCAUGCUGAUGAACUCUAGACUCCAGCUGGAAAGGCAACUCCUAAUGCAGAACCAGAUGCGAGAGAGGCAGAUGGCUAUGCAAAUUGCUUGGUCAAGAGAAUUCCUCAAAUAUUUUGGGGCAUUUAUUGGACUUGCAGCUGCGGGUCUCACCGCUGGGGCUAUUAAAAAGAAGAAGCCUGGACUUUUUCUUCCAAUAGUUCCAUUAGGCUUUAUAUUUGCCUACCAAUAUGAUAUGGGUUAUGGAUCACUUCUACAGAGAAUGAAAGGUGAAGCAGAAAACAUACUUGACACAGACUGUAAUAUGCUUGAAAUGCCAAAAGGACCCCUCACUUUUGAAGGCCUUGAAAAAGCCAGAAGAGCACAGAGCAAGUUUUUCAUUGAAAGAUAAUUUCUUUAUGCAGCAAUGCUACAGAUAAUAAGAACACAUAUUUGUAAUCAUGUUGCUGACUUAAAUGAUAUGAUCCAACAGAACAUGCACAGAGCCCUUCAAAAGAGUUAGAAACCUCUUAUUAAUCAGGUAUUUGGUGAAAAGGGAAGAUCAGGGGAUGACUGACCUUGGCCACCCCCUGCCCUGUAAGUGAAGAGUUUAAUUUUUGAUGUGGGCCUGAAUGUACCCCCAGCUGUUUGUAUCAGAGGAACUGUUAUGCACAUGUAACUCUAGUUGGACCUGAAUGAAUUUUUUUUAAUGAUUGGAAUUGUCAGAAUACAAUGUGCUUAAUGGAAAUAAAUUGAUUGUUUUUCUUCA
Heteronotia binoei (common prickly gecko) is the source of this 1049-nucleotide messenger RNA. It is a transcript of the gene PLGRKT, whose product is annotated as plasminogen receptor with a C-terminal lysine. Gene Ontology annotation, biological process: positive regulation of plasminogen activation. The record is from RefSeq and is a predicted model, not a curated record. Bases 249 to 692 code for a protein of 147 amino acids. Gene Ontology annotation, cellular component: plasma membrane. Lineage: Eukaryota; Metazoa; Chordata; Lepidosauria; Squamata; Gekkonidae. The transcript is spliced from 5 exons.